UUAAGAAUCAUGUUAUUUUUUAGGCUCCUAUUCCUCGUCACAUCAGCGUUGGCUGUAGAUAACAAUGUCUUCCACGACUGUAGCAGUGAACCAUUUUGCGCGACUUUCAGAAGCCAAGUCUUGGAUGCAAACACUCAAUUUGUGGCCAAUGUGGCCGAAGCUCAGAGAACUCCGUUAAAUACAGUUAACGUGCCUUUAACUAACGGCAAUGGUGAGGAACUGACUCUGGAACUGUCUAUAUUAUGUGGGCAUAAAAUGAGGAUAAAGGUACUGGAAAAGGUUCAAAAACGGUUUAUUAUUAGAUAUGGCAUAGUUCUUAGCAAAAUGGACUAUCCUCCAACACUAGAAAUAUCAAAUGACACAUUAACUAUAACAACUACUUGGGCAGUGGAGGACAAAAUCGUGGUAAGAAAAGGCCCACCGUUUACUGUGGAAUGUUACCAUCAAGACCAAUUGGAGAUAGUUCUAAAUGGUGACCGACUAGUUAUGAAAAAUGCUGAGACAGUGGAGGACCAGGCGUUCAGCUUUAGAGUGGAAUUCGAAGGAGCUAACAAGCUCUAUGGUUUAGCCCACCACUCUUUCCAAAUGGCCUUAAAAGAAACAGUUGACGGUUCAUCGGAACCUUUUCGAAUGAAAAACCUCGAUAUUGGGGAAUACGAUGAGGAUUCUCCCUUGGCUUUGUACGGAUCCAUACCAGUUGUCUAUGGGCACUCGGCUGAUUUCACUUCGGGCGUAUUUUUACACAAUGCAGCGCAGAUGUUUGUGGAUAUCAACUACACCGGCGAUAGACCUUCUGCUUAUUUUAUGGUGGAAUGUGGGCAUUUCGACCUCAUUCUCUUCCUGGGUCCCACACCUAGGGACGUAGUGAGACAGUAUUCUUCCAUGAUGGGCGUUACCCGCAUGCCACAACUGUGGGUUUUUGGUUAUCACCAAAACCGUCAUACUUAUUGGACCCAAGAAGAAGUAAAGGACGUGGUAGCGAAAAUGGAUCAGGCUGAUUUUCCGUUAGAUAUAAUUUUCCUUGAUUAUGGCUACACCAACAAGUACAGGUAUUUCGAGUGGAAUCCCGAGAAUUUUACAGAUCCCUUGGAAAUGCAACAAAACAUAUCGGCUACAGGGCGUCGCAUCAUCGCCGUUUCAAAUACUCAUGUACCGGUCGACCUAGACUAUUAUAUAUAUGUUGAUGGUAAAGAAUUGGAUAUCUAUGUUAAAAAUCCCGAAGGAAGUGAUUACAAAGAUCUCACCAGAGCUGGAGAAUCGGUUUGGAUAGACUUCUUGAUCCCAGACGCUCUUACCUGGUACGCAUUCCUUUUUGAUUUUAGUAAGUUUUCGGGAACUUCCGAAACUAUAGCAGGAUUCUGUCACGAUUCCAACCAACCGUCCUUUCUGAACGAUACCACCGAAAGGACAUUUCCACCAGAAACUUUACAUUACGAACAAACCCAGAACAGGGAAAUCCACAAUUUCUACCCAUUAAUGCACGUGAGAGCCGCAGAUGCAGCACUAUCCUUUAGAGACCGCUACGAGAAACGGGUGUUUAUUCUCAGUCGCGCCCAUUUCGCAGGAUCUCAUCAAUAUGCUGCUGUAUGGACUGGAGAUAAUACCGCAAGCUGGCCUCAUCUUCGAAAUAGUAUAACUGAAUGUCUUACGUACAAUUUAAUGGGAACAGUGCAAUGUGGCGCAAACGUUGGAGGAUUCUACGGUGAUCCAACAGAAGAGCUUUUGCAGAGGUGGUACCAGGUGGGUAUUUGGAUACCAUAUUUCAGGGCUCAUUCUAGUGGAGAUUCAGCUCCACGAGAACCGUAUCUGUUCUCUGAAGAAGUACAAUCAGUGAUCAGACUUGCCAUCAAGACCCGUUACAAACACAUACCCUACUGGUACAGGCUCAUGUUCGAUCACACUCAAAGUGGAGACCCUCUGAUCAGGCCGCUCUUCUACAGCUACCCCGAAUAUAUCGAUUAUGACGAUCACUUCUUGAUUGGAGAGGAAAUUCUUUCGAGGCCAGUAUUGGAGGCUGGUGUGAGUGAGGUGCAAGUCACUUUUCCUGGAAACGAUAUUUGGUACAGGGUUGACGAUGAUUCAUGGGCAGUUUAUGAAGGUGGAACAAACCAAAAUCUAGUUGUAAAUAUUACUACGUCACCGUACUUCUAUCGAGGAGGUAGUAUAAUUCCAAGGAUGGACAUUGAAAGACCGUCUACUACACAGAUGAUGACUGAUCCAUUUCAACUAUACGUCACUUUGGAUGAUGAUGACAAUGCAGAGGGACUGCUGUACUUCGAUGACUAUAUCACUUUACACUACAUAAGAGCAUCUUAUUUCUACUUUAAACUUACAUACGAUUAUGGAACUAAUGGUAUCAGGUUUCAACAGGUAAGCGGCUCUUCAGAUGGUUUUACUCCUCGUAUUCAAAGGAUAGUAGUACACCGUCGAGGAACAAAUAAAGAAACUAUAACGACGACAUAUACAACCACGGGAGACGGCUCACCUUUGGAAGAUGUAGACAUUGUACAACACCUACUGUUGAAAGAGAAGGAAGGUUUUACUAUUUAUUUAUAGUGAUUGUUGUUUUAAAUAAAUUUUGGAAAUAUAGAGGCUUGAGUGGGGCGAAUUUUACUUCAAUAUAUACUUAAACGGAA
Messenger RNA from Anoplophora glabripennis (Asian longhorned beetle), 2636 nucleotides. RefSeq names its product probable glucan 1,3-alpha-glucosidase. Gene Ontology annotation, biological process: carbohydrate metabolic process; N-glycan processing. NCBI's taxonomy places the organism in Eukaryota, Metazoa, Arthropoda, Insecta, Coleoptera, Cerambycidae. Gene Ontology annotation, molecular function: alpha-glucosidase activity; carbohydrate binding. Bases 10 to 2556 code for a protein of 848 amino acids. The record is from RefSeq and is a predicted model, not a curated record. The transcript is spliced from 15 exons.